AUGGCUACUAUAAUAAAUUUAGAGGUUUUGAAUACUAAACAGUUGCAAAAUACUCAGAAUUUCAAUCAUAAAAACGAAAAUAAAUUCGAAUCCCAACCAGAUUAUCAUUCUAAAGAAAAGCUUAAGGGGACUAAUACACUAUUCUGCCUCCAGCCUAGGGGCAGAUCACCCGCGGAACCUCUCUGUGAAUCCCUUGCAACCACCUCCCCUUUGCCAAUAAAUGAAAAAUGCUGUGAGCUGCUCAAAGAAAGUCACAGUGGUAGUGGAAGGAGGUCAACCUAUGUUUGGCACUCGUUGCCUCCUUCGCUGUUGCACAAAUCCAAUAAAUGGAUUCCUUCUUCCGAAGAUGCAUUCAGCUUGGCGAAUAUUGAUGAUGGUAAUGAUUGCUAUUAUGAGGACGAAGAAGAGCAUUUUGAAUUUCCAAAAGAAGCUACAGUAUCGGCGACUCUGGGGUGUUCUAGUUCAAUAGUUACAGAAAAAGACGAUUCCCCAUCAAGUCUUGCAGCAGGUAUCAGAAGUAAUGAUACCAAGAAUAUUCCCAAAAUUUUUCUUACAAAGGAGCCAUUAUAUGGCAAAUAA
Saccharomycopsis crataegensis is the source of this 579-nucleotide messenger RNA. RefSeq lists its product as uncharacterized. The transcript has a single exon. NCBI's taxonomy places the organism in Eukaryota, Fungi, Ascomycota, Saccharomycetes, Ascoideales, Saccharomycopsidaceae. The record is from RefSeq and is a predicted model, not a curated record. Bases 1 to 579 code for a protein of 192 amino acids.